CCAGGGGUCGCCCGGCGCGAGAGGGGGCAAGAUGGCGGCGCCCAUGCUGUCGGCGGCGCGGGCCGGGGCGCGGGCGUUCAGCACCGCUGGUGCACUCUGUAGAAGGACAGCCCCUCGUGGGCCAAUGCCUAAUGAAGAUAUAGAUGUCAGCAAUUUGGAAGCAUUGGAGAAAUAUGAAAGCUUCACGCGCUAUUUCAAAGCAGCUGAAAAAGAGAGUAAGAAGACGCCUUGGUGGAAAACGUACAAGAAGUACAUAGAGUCAGAACAAGAUGAACAUGCAAAGAUAGACAUUGGCCUGCCUCACUAUAAACCGUCACGGUUCCAGGAACUCAAGAUGAGAAAAGAGAUCAUGAAACAGAACCGCCAGAACAUGGAAAUGGAAAGAGCGUCCCGCCUCAGAACACUGCAGAUUCCACUUGAUGAAGUCAAAGCCGAGUGGGAGAAAUGUAGCGGCCCCUACCACAAGCAACGGGUUGCAGAAUAUUAUGGGAUCUAUCGGGAUCUGUUCAAUGGAGCCACCUUUGUCCCCAGAGUUAUCCUGCGAGUAGAAUACAGCCAAGAUGAUGAGCAUGUUGUACCAGUAUAUCAUGGGAACAUGGUGACACCCACCGAGGCUUACAGGCCACCUGAGGUGAUGUAUGAAGCAGAUAAAGGUACCCUGUGGACACUGUUGCUAACUAAUCUGGAUGGACACCUGCGAGACACUGCCUCUGAGUACAUCCACUGGUUGGUGACAAACAUUCCAGGCAACGAUGUUGGGGCGGGGAAGGAGAUUUGUCAUUACUUCCCUCCGUUCCCUGCCAAGGGAACAGGGUACCACCGUUUUACCUUCCUCCUCUUCAAGCAGGACCACUUGAUCGAUUUCAGUGAGGAUGUUAGACCGACACCAUGCCACAGUCUCAAGAUGAGAACCUUCAAGACCUUUGACUUCUAUAGGAAGCAUGAGAAGGACAUGACUCCAGCUGGGCUGGUAUUUUUCCAGUGCCAGUGGGAUGACUCUGUUACUCAUGUCUUUCACCAGCUUCUUGACAUGAAGGAGCCGGUGUUUGAUUUUGUGCGUCCCCCUGUGUAUCACCCUCCUCAGAAGAAGUUUCCACACCUGCAGCCUCUAAGGUACCUAGACAGGUAUCGGGAUAGCGAUGAGCCCACAUAUGGCAUUUACUGAGGUGCCUGCUAGCAGGCACACCUCCCGGGACGCAAGCUGUUGGGACAGAGAUAGUCGGAUGCACCUGGAGAACUUAAACAGCUCUGCUGCCUGGAAUGGCCUGAGUCUCUAAGGGAGGAUGGUGUGCUUCAGAGUCCACUGGGGUCCAAUUUCCAACUCGCUGACAGCUCCAGAAAGUGUAGACGUGAGAGUUGUAUAUAUUUGUGCCAUUGGCACUUGCAUGGCUGAAAGCCUUGUCAAUAAGGUGUAUUUAUUGUCCUGGGAGCCUUUCCAUUCCCAUGGCAAAGUUUUUUAAUGUGGAGCCUCAAGCCAAGCCAGCUGGUAGCAGGAGCUCAGUGGCCAGAAUUCUGCUGAUACCAGCGUGACUGCAGGUGGACCAAGCCUGGCUCUGUUUGAUCAGCCAGUUCAGAUCAGGUAUCUGCAAUAAUAGAAACUUACCAUCUGAAUCAGACCCCAGUGCAGCCUGGCAGUGGGUGAGUUGUCCCAGCCUGUGGGCCCACUUUCAUCCCUCCCCAGCCUCUUCCCCAGUGCUGGGAUACUGGUGUGGUUCGUUGCUAUUUUGUACUGAUAAAAAUCAGAAUAAAGACCUUUUCCUCGCA
Gavialis gangeticus (Gharial) is the source of this 1764-nucleotide messenger RNA. It is a transcript of the gene MRPL38, whose product is annotated as mitochondrial ribosomal protein L38. The record is from RefSeq and is a predicted model, not a curated record. Gene Ontology annotation, cellular component: mitochondrial large ribosomal subunit. The transcript has 9 exons. Bases 32 to 1165 code for a protein of 377 amino acids. Lineage: Eukaryota; Metazoa; Chordata; Crocodylia; Gavialidae.